CUGACGCCGGGCGCCCGGCGCUGCCAGCAUGUUUGACAGGACGCGGCUGCCCUUCGUGGCGCUGGACGUGGUCUGCGUGGUGCUGGCUGGCUUACCCCUUGGUGUUCUAAACUUGGCCAAAAUAAAACCGUAUCAGAGAGGCUUUUUCUGUAAUGAUGACAGCAUCAAGUAUCCGUUCCAUGACAGUACCAUCACAUCCACUGUCCUCUACACAGUGGGGUUCACCCUGCCCAUUUUCUCUAUAAUCCUGGGAGAGACUCUGUCUGUCUUUUAUAAUCAUUUGCACUCAAAUUCAUUUGUCAGAAAUAACUACAUAGCCACUAUUUACAAAGCCAUUGGAACCUUCAUUUUUGGAGCAGCUGCUAGCCAGUCGUUGACAGACAUUGCCAAGUACUCCAUAGGCAGACUGCGUCCUCACUUCCUUGCUGUGUGCCAGCCUGACUGGACACGAAUCAACUGCAGUCUAGGUUACAUUGAGAACUUCUCUUGUCAAGGAGACAAAGCAAAAAUCAAUGAGGGAAGACUAUCAUUUUACUCUGGCCAUUCUUCGUUCUCCAUGUACUGCAUGCUCUUCCUAGCACUUUACCUUCAGGCCAGAAUGAAAGCAGACUGGGCAAGACUUCUACGUCCUACCCUACAAUUUGCUCUUAUUGCUGCAUCUAUCUAUGUGGGUCUCUCGCGUGUUUCUGAUUACAAGCAUCAUUGGAGUGAUGUUUUAACAGGACUCAUUCAGGGAGCAGUGGUAGCUGUGCUUAUUGUUGUGUACGUGUCUGACUUCUUCAAAGUGAGAGGAUGUACAUUUCAACCAAAAGAAGAUUCCCAUACAACCCUACAUGAGACUCCAACAAAUGGAAAUCACUUUGGCAGCAAUCAUCAACCAUGAAGAAUGACCCACCUCACCUGUCUUGCUCUCUGAAAGGAAAACAAUUUCACAAGUCUAACUAUGUAAUAUAAGUAAAUGCCUUUAAGGGACUGCUGCUGCUCUUGGAUGCUCACUUUACCUGUAUAUAGUAACAUCUACCACAGUUAUUGUAUA
Gavia stellata (red-throated loon) is the source of this 1036-nucleotide messenger RNA. RefSeq names its product phospholipid phosphatase 1 (gene PLPP1). The record is from RefSeq and is a predicted model, not a curated record. Gene Ontology annotation, molecular function: phosphatidate phosphatase activity. Gene Ontology annotation, biological process: signal transduction; phospholipid metabolic process; phospholipid dephosphorylation. Lineage: Eukaryota; Metazoa; Chordata; Aves; Gaviiformes; Gaviidae. The coding region runs from base 29 to 883 and encodes 284 amino acids. The transcript is spliced from 6 exons.